This is a messenger RNA of Rotaria sp. Silwood2, 654 nucleotides long. The record is from the annotation of a GenBank genome assembly. NCBI's taxonomy places the organism in Eukaryota, Metazoa, Rotifera, Eurotatoria, Philodinida, Philodinidae.
AUGUCGAAUGCAUAUCAAUGGUUAUGGAAAUCAAAUUCUGAUCCUUCGCCAAUAAAUAUAGAAGAAAAAUGGAAACGAUAUUCAGACAUUGAAAUGACUAUCAUUGAAAAUUCUUAUGAAAAAAAAUAUUCACAUGUUGAAUUAGAUAAUUUUAUAAUUGAUGUUAAACACUUAGUACAAAUUAAUAAAGCGGAUUCAACAAAACAAAGACCUAUUAAACGAAUAUCGGAUAUUAAUCUUCAAUGUUUAAGAGAAGAACGAUUUACUUUACCAAGUCAUAAUUCAUUAAAUACACGAAGAAAAUCUUUUGGAGAUGAAGCUAGAUGGAUGUCACCAAAAUUUAUUGAAGAAUGGAUUAAAAGAAAUCCACGUAUAACAUUAACUCAACGUGUUGAAAAAGCGGCACAAGGUAUUUUAGAAGAAGGUCGUUUACUUGGAAAAAUUGUAGAAUGUUUUCUUUACAAAUUAUUAAAUAAAGCAUUGAGCGAAGAAGAUCCAUCAAAAGUUGAUACUUUAGGACCUUUUUGUGAUUUUCUUUGGAAUAGUCUUUCAUCAGAAAAUUUAAAAUCAAAAUAUCAAUUUACAGGUUUAGUUUCUUGUAGUGCUUCAUUAAAACUUGAUGAAAUUAGUGCUUACAAAAAUUCUAUUAAAUAA